Carassius carassius (crucian carp) is the source of this 1543-nucleotide messenger RNA. Its product is annotated as keratinocyte differentiation factor 1-like. The transcript is spliced from 4 exons. Lineage: Eukaryota; Metazoa; Chordata; Actinopteri; Cypriniformes; Cyprinidae. Gene Ontology annotation, cellular component: cell junction. Gene Ontology annotation, biological process: regulation of epidermal cell division; keratinocyte development. The record is from RefSeq and is a predicted model, not a curated record. Bases 283 to 1290 code for a protein of 335 amino acids.
GUACUUACCUGUGUGCGUUCAUACGAGCGUGCAGGUCUGAUCAAUUCCCUUCACCGUUUGCUCUUUGUAGUUCAAUUUAAAUGUAGUUUAUUGAGCACCGGCCGAAUAUUUGUGGACUAAUAGUCAAGUCCAGGUCGAUCGACCUUUUGUGCUCUCCGGACUUCCGGCAGAAACUCGUCAGACUGCGACAUUUCCCCCAUAUGGUACCCUGAGGCCUCAGUCCAGCGUCAGGGAACAGUAGAAACAGUAACCAGAGGAGGGUCUGGGCCGAGUGUUGUCCCUAUGGAGAGCACCCCGUCCUGGACCAGUGGUCCCAUUGGGGAAGGGCCAUACCGAGAGCGCUCUGUCGACCCCGUCGAAAUUGAGAUCCAGCACUUCGGAGUGAGGCACAAAGUCAACAAGGAUGCCAAUGGAAAUACGACCGGGCCUGAGACCGUAAGCUUUCUCCCGGUCAAAGAGGAGCCCGUCUCGGGGUCGUGUGUGUGCGGACCGUGUGCUUCUGUGAGAAGCUGCAGGAGGCUCUUCUGCAGUGUUUUGACUUGUGGACUGUACCGCGUGUGCCGGCGCUUGCCUUGUCUCGUUUCGAGCGAAAGCUCAGCUCCCAAAGCGCCAGUGGAGCCCCAAUCAAGUCCUCCACAGACAGAGAACGGCUUCUAUUCCGACAUCCGCAUUGGUGGCGUCAAAGUGGACCCGUCCGUCUUUGAAGAAGAUGAUGAUCACAUGUCGUUUUCCACUUCCAAAUUCGAGAUGGACAGUCCGAGUUACUUCAGUAGCUUACCGGAGGAUGAGUUGAUCUACGGCAGCGGGAUGGAAGACGUGGACAAACUCAUCACCCGGAAGCUCAUGGAGGUCUUCUCUGAGUUUGAGAUCAACGAGCUGGCCAAGUGCACCACGGACUCCAUGUUCCUGCGGCGUUCCCGGGAGAUCAGUCAGCUGAUCUCGGAUAUCGUGGAGGAGCACAACAUGCAGGAGCAGGAGGCCGAGUGCCGGCUGGUGCGAGAGAUCAUUCGCAUCAGCACACGCAAGAGUAAGAAGAAGCCGGCGGUCAGGCCCCAGGAGCUGCAGCGGGACAGCGGCAAUGACACCUGGAACAGCAAGAGGAACAGCCAGAAGAGCAGCUUCAACUCCACGAGCGAUGGAAAGUUGCAGAUUUCAAUGGAGAGGUCAGAUGACAUUGAAGCCAGGAAGUUACGCAACAACAGUAGCCAGUCGUUCUCUCCGAGUUUGCAGGAGACCGGUGUGCGGAUCACAUCGGACGCUCCUCUACUCCCCAGCAGCAUACGAGCGUGAGCGUGUCCCGUCUUCAUGUCCACACAGAUGCUUCUGAAGAAUAUGUCCCCUGGCUUGGAGUCAGUGGCUGAUUUUGAAGUGUACCCCUAAAAAUUGUGAUUUGAUGGGUAGAUGUUUUAGCAUAUCUCAAAUGAUAGGUGUGUUUAUGUAUCUAUUUCAUAUUUUCUUGAGAGGGAUGUGUGAAGUAUCUCCGCAUCGCUGUCUAGAAGACAUAAGUGACUUGCUGAGAAUGAAGAAUGAGAAACAGUCUGUA